This is a messenger RNA of Oreochromis niloticus (Nile tilapia), 1981 nucleotides long. RefSeq lists its product as uncharacterized. Lineage: Eukaryota; Metazoa; Chordata; Actinopteri; Cichliformes; Cichlidae. The record is from RefSeq and is a predicted model, not a curated record. The transcript has 3 exons. The coding region runs from base 429 to 1250 and encodes 273 amino acids.
AAAUAAUCAAAUUGUUAAAUGCUUAAAGUACACAAAAUGUCAGAGAUCUGCACUGUCAUGAACAAAAAUUUAAACCUAAUUUUUCGUGAUUUGUUGGAUUAACCCUCUGAGGUCUGAAUCCCAGGCUGUGCACAUCAACAUCACAGAUUUGUACAAAUAAAGUUUAUAACAAAGACAUGUUAAAUAUUAAGCACUGAAAACAGCUUGGUUGUUGUUGUUUGGAACGUCAUUUAAUGCAUGUUGUUUGGUUGCCAUAGUGAUGCCUUGAUGCUAAAAUGACAUCACAGCAUUUAAACAUGUUUUGGAUGAAAACAUCAGCAUAUGAAAACAGAACUGAAGAGACACUGCAACCAAAGCAGACGACUAGUGAAAUUUCUACGUUUCCCUGAGGAUUAACUGCUCUGCAAUUUACCAAGAACUAAAUCAAAAUGAAUGGAAGAGGAGAUGAAUCACAAAAUAACCGUAAUGGCCGACAGGUUAACCCAGAAAAUCUUCCAAGUGGAGAUCAGGAACCAGCUUAUGAACCAGUUUAUGAACCAGUUUAUGAACCUAUUGGUGGAUUCUGGGGUUUACUGAACAGUCUUUAUCAUGCUCUCUAUAAUAUAAUUUUUUGGAGGCUGAUGGAGCUGUUAGAUGAAUUAGAGGAACAAUAUGAUGUCUUUCACAUUGACAAUGUCAAUGACGGCAAUGUUAACAAUGUAAACAUUGCCGACAUUGAAAAUGAUGAUUCUGAUGAGGCAUUUGAAGACUGUGAGGAUGUUCACCAGUACAUCCCAGAAGAGGAUCCUCAGCCAGGUGUAUCCAGGAGGAGGCCUAGAGAGAUGGAUGAAGAAGAUGUGGAACCAAACAAAAGAUUCAGAUGGAGCGAGGAGUUUUCUGAUGAUGACUCUGACUUCAUCUCUGCCUGCGACACUGAUAGCGAGGGCUGUCCUCAUGCUGGUAAUAUUGCUGAUGAGGACAUCAAUCAGCAGGUACCAGAAGAAGAACAGCUGCCUGUUGGAUCCACGAAAAGGUCCAGAAAGGAAGAUGGAGAUGAAGAAGAGCCUAAUAGCAAAAAGUCCAGGCUUGCAAACUCCGAGAGCAGUAGUGAUGAACUUUUUGAAGACGCACAUGAAGAGCUUGACAACCAUGAAACUGGAGGCUCGAGGAAGCGGUCCCGAGAGGAUUUUGAGGAAGAAGAGGAAAACUCGCGUGUUUGCAAAUUUCGGAGGUGUUCAGAUGAGUCCACCAGCACCAGUGAUGACAACUAACGCUAUUUCGACGGCGUUUUCAGUAUCCUUUUAAUAGGCUGAUAGCUUUCUCAUGUGACCCUGAAUCCUCCUUGCAGGCUGCAAUAAGCUGGGCAUACACUGUGCGAUUUCUUCAGUCGCGUUAUUCAGCUCCUGCUCAAACUGUCCGAUUGACUGGCAGGGGCUAGAAGUUCGUAGGUCACGAUGCAGGGUCUCACACUAUACGGCCCGAUGCUCUGUGCGACCCGAGUGCUCACACUGUGCGUCCAUAGCAUGAAGGUUAAAACACAAAAUCUUACACUAUUUUCACGGUUGUUGCGGUCGCGAUAAUUUUGUGAGGUCACGUCGAAAAGGCUCGGAUGACCUUGCCAAAGUUCUACAAGUCGUGCCUCCAUCGCUUGUGUCCGGAUCACACGCCGCACUGCCGUGCUGUUCCGUCUUUUCGCUUUUAUUUCUGUGUUUGCGCAUGCGCAGUGUGAGACGCUGCGUUGACACCCUCACGAUGGCCGACAGGAUUUCAAACAGGUUUGAUUUCUUUACGACCAAACGCUUGAUGAUCGGGAGCUGGUCGUGAGGUGUUAAUCGCUUCUCGUUACCCCAUGUAUACGAUGCACGACACGUGAUUAAGGCCAAACUCGGGCCGAUCCCCAAAACGGUCGCACGACUGAAAAAUCGGCUCAAAAUGGGCCAAAAAUCGCACAGUGUACGCCCAGCAUUAGGCUGCCGGGGGAUUCCCAUCAUGCACUGGGUGU